Messenger RNA from Perca fluviatilis (European perch), 2717 nucleotides. RefSeq names its product cholinergic receptor, nicotinic, alpha 3 (gene chrna3). Gene Ontology annotation, biological process: regulation of membrane potential; monoatomic ion transmembrane transport; chemical synaptic transmission. Gene Ontology annotation, cellular component: postsynaptic membrane; neuron projection; synapse. The record is from RefSeq and is a predicted model, not a curated record. Bases 87 to 1772 code for a protein of 561 amino acids. Gene Ontology annotation, molecular function: transmembrane signaling receptor activity; acetylcholine-gated monoatomic cation-selective channel activity. The transcript has 6 exons. Lineage: Eukaryota; Metazoa; Chordata; Actinopteri; Perciformes; Percidae.
ACUCUUCCCACUUACUCCUCCUGUCUGCUCGGCAGCGCUGCUGCUGCUGACCCUGGAUACCAUUUCAAUUUGUCAUUUGAAACAGGAUGAAAGCCAAUUUUUGUGUCGUUCUGCCCACAUGUUCCUUCCUUCUGUUUCUUCUGCCAGGGGGCUCGUCUUCAGAUGCAGAGCACAAGCUCUUCUCUGUGAUAUUCUCCAACUACAACCAGUACAUACGACCGGUGGAAAAUGUGACCGACCCCGUCGUUGUACAGUUCGAGGUGUCCAUGUCACAGCUAGUCAAAGUGGAUGAAGUCAAUCAGAUCAUGGAGACAAAUCUGUGGCUGAGACAUAUCUGGAAUGACUACAAGCUCAGAUGGAAUCCAAGGGAUUUUGGAGGCGUUGAGUUUAUCAGGGUGCCUUCAAACAAGAUAUGGAAGCCAGACAUUGUGCUCUACAACAAUGCUGUCGGAGAUUUCCAGGUCGAUGACAAAACGAAGGCCCUGCUUCGUUACAAUGGUGACGUUACCUGGAUCCCUCCAGCCAUAUUCAAGAGCUCCUGCAAGAUCGACGUCACUUACUUCCCCUUCGACUACCAAAACUGCACCAUGAAGUUCGGCUCCUGGACGUACGACAAGGCCAAGAUCGAUCUGGUGCUAAUUGGCUCAACCAUCAACCUCAAGGACUUCUGGGAGAGCGGCGAGUGGACGAUCAUCGACGCCCCUGGUUACAAACACGACAUCAAGUACAACUGCUGCGAGGAAAUCUACACGGAUAUCACUUACUCUUUGUACAUCCGCCGUCUGCCACUUUUCUACACCAUCAACAUGAUCAUCCCCUGCCUCCUUAUCUCCUUCCUCACUGUGCUCGUCUUCUACCUGCCAUCUGAUUGCGGGGAAAAAAUCACUCUGUGCAUCUCUGUCCUGCUGUCUUUAACUGUCUUCCUCCUCGUCAUAACAGAGACCAUCCCCUCCACCUCGCUAGUCAUCCCCCUGAUUGGCGAGUACCUCCUUUUCACCAUGAUCUUUGUCACCCUCUCUAUUGUCAUCACCGUUUUUGUGUUGAACGUCCACUACCGCACCCCAAAGACCCACACUAUGCCCUGCUGGGUGCGGACUGUGUUCCUGGGGCUGUUGCCCAGGGUGAUGUUCAUGACCAGGCCAGAGAGGGACGCCGAGACGGUGGCAGUGACCAGCAGUGUUCAGACGAUGCAUUCAAGGCCCUGUGCAGUGCAUUCAUCAGGUACUUUGCAGAAGCAGCACAAACCUCAGGCCCUGGCGUCCAGCGUGGUGUCCAGCCUGACAAACCGCCAACGGAUUUUCAACAACACAGAGCUCUCCAACCUCAAUAACUUAAGUGGAGAACCAGCCAAAGGUGCAGGCCCUGUGUUUUUGUGCUGCGAGGGCCGUUGCAACCGUUGCUGGCACCAGAGAUCCAGCAAACUGCCUGCAGACUCUGGGGGAGGGUGCGGAGGACUGGGCAGCCUGGGGGCGCUGACUGGAGGCAGUGCUGUCGGGACUGGAGGGGAGAGUCAGUGCUCCAGCUCCGAGUCUCUAGAUGGAGGAAUAAUGUCCCUAUUGCCCCUCUCCCCUGAGGUCAGGGAGGCUAUUGAGAGUGUCAAAUACAUAGCAGAGAACAUGAGACUACAGAAUGAAGCAAAGGAGGUUCAAGAUGACUGGAAGUACGUUGCCAUGGUGAUUGACCGGAUUUUCCUUUGGGUUUUUAUCCUUGUGUGCAUCCUGGGAACAGCUGGCCUCUUCCUCCAGCCUCUAUUACUUUGGGAUGACAUUUGAAAUAGUUUGAUUAAACAAAUACUUCAAAACUGUCGAACUGCACAGCAUUCAUUACUUAUAAGAUUCUCGCCAUGGCUCAGACAGGGCAGAGUGGAUCCAAAGUCAAGAAGAAAAGAUGACUGUGUCGGCCAAAUGUUGAUGCAAAUUUAUUAUUGACUGUGUUUUCACAGAUUAGAUGAUUUCUGUGUGAGGAAGUGGUUUUAGGACUCUCCAAUGCUGAGGACAUGGUGAACAAACAAUUGCAAAGACCAUGGUAGUUAUUUCAUUAUGAACAAACUAGUUCUGCAGUAAAUGACAGUAUAUAAUGCCAUGGCAACAUCCUUGCAGAAUCAGUUAUUUUGAAGACUAAAUUAUGGGAACAGUGAUAACAUUUAAUGAACUUGAAGCACCUAAUUUCACAUUCACACACAGCAUGUAUGUACGUACAUUCACAAAUGCAACCAUUAUGCCACCAGAAAGCUCAAUAUUUAAAUUACUAUUAUGUUUUAUAACAAGAAAAUCUUGAACAUCUUUAAAUGUUAAGUCUUCACUGAGUGUCAUGCCAAAUGAAUACAUGUGUUAUGGCGAUAACAGAAAAAAACAUUUAACAUGGAUUGAUUUGAUGGAUUUCCAUGUUUCUGAGAACUAAGCAACAAUGUUGACUGUGUUCAAAGAGUGACAUCAUGUGGUAAGUAUUUGCUACUGCAAAUUAUAACAAGGCCUUUAAAGGUAUAUGUCACCCAUUUUGUCAUCAUCUCUGUUGUAACAAAUUCCCAGUUGUAACAUGUUAUGAAAAUAAAUACUAAUACUUUAUGCAUUUAUGCAUUUAAGGCAUAACAUGCUGUUUGAUCUGGAUAGCAUGACCCUCUAGAAAGGGUGACAUGAGAAAAUGUCAUCAAGGAUUUUUUUUGACCUUGUGAAUUGGAUAUUUACAAUGCCCUGAAAGUAUUCUAAUUGCAAAGCGAA